This is a messenger RNA of Eufriesea mexicana, 4474 nucleotides long. It is a transcript of the gene Cda5, whose product is annotated as Chitin deacetylase-like 5. Gene Ontology annotation, molecular function: chitin binding; hydrolase activity, acting on carbon-nitrogen (but not peptide) bonds. Gene Ontology annotation, cellular component: extracellular region. Lineage: Eukaryota; Metazoa; Arthropoda; Insecta; Hymenoptera; Apidae. The transcript has 17 exons. Gene Ontology annotation, biological process: carbohydrate metabolic process. The record is from RefSeq and is a predicted model, not a curated record. Bases 918 to 3434 code for a protein of 838 amino acids.
CUUUGUACUUGAGCUUGUAAGAUUUGUAACGAAACACCACGAACCAUAUGUCGAAAUCCGUGGUAGACAGGGGAAAAAAGGAGAAAGAGCGCAGAGAUCGACGUCAAACUUUUCUCUCGUCGGCCGGUCACGUAAGCCGAGAAUGGUUUCAGGGUUACCGAUGCGAAGAACGGAAAAAUGUGAUCGAAGGAAGGCGGAUUUGGUGGUGGAAGGCGGCUGAUCGGUGUACCGGUACCACCACCACCGUAGCCACCACCAUAGCGAGCACCACCACCACCAGUGCGAGUGUGGCCCACCACCAUCGGUCGUUGGGUGAUCGCGAGCGCGAGAAUGGUGGUGGCCACGCGAUAUAGUACCAACACUCCCUUCUUUGUUGCUGCUUUGCUAGAAAGGUGACUAUGCCAAGAAGACAGGAGGUAUUGAGCACGCCUUGCGUAUACCCAGUCACCUUUCUCUCUUCGUGACCGUAGCAUAUGUUUUGCGACGUCGAUGGAGCUCUCGCGGCUUUGAACGGCGCUACAUCGAAGCUGCUGCUCCGGCUUCUCGUUGCCUCCUUCCUACCCUUCUUCCCCCGUUGCAUUUUUACCGAAUUCCUCCUCGGCGAGAAGAACGCAGCCGAAAGUCCGUCAGUGUUCGCACGGCCGGGACCAAGCUCGGUAAAACCGUAAUUAACCAAAAGCCAAGGGAAACCGCCGCGGCAACGACAUCGCCCGGACUCGGCCAGCUCGCGCGAUAUCGCACCGUUUCACCGGUUUAACCGAUUUUUCCAUCCCGCACACGCUCACCGUCGAUCUUGCCGCGUAUGUGCGCGAAUCCGACGCCCGAUUAGCAAGCACCAACAUUGCCAUUUGCCACCUGGAAGUUUGUUUCCUGCGUGAACUCGUCCUGCGGUUAGGAUCAAGCACAGGGAAACGAAGAUGAUCAUCGUGAGCAGCGUGUUGCUCCUGCUGGCGGUCGUGUCGAGAGUGGGUUGCCAACGAAACCCCAUCCCGAGAAGCGCCAGGGCGAGCAGAAACGAAGCUGCGUUGGAAUUCGAGUGUCCCGAGGAGUUCGGGUAUUACCCUCAUCCGCGUGACUGUACUCAGUACUACGUGUGCGUGUUCGGUGGUGCGUUACUCGAGUCCUGCACGGGUGGAUUAAUGUACAGUCACGAGUUACAGACAUGCGAUUGGCCACGUAACGUAGGCUGUCCCGGAGGCGGAUCUCCCAGUAAGGAAACCGAAGAAGAUCCGCUGUUGGAAAGAUCGGCGAAGAUCGAGAGCCUUCAGGAGCAGCAACAGCAGCAACGAUCGCAACAGCAGAUCCGGGAACAGCAGCAACAACAGAGACGCGAACAGCAGCAGCACCAGCAACAGCAACAGCAAUUGCAACCGCGACCUGUUCAGAGGCAACAGAUUUCUGCUACCACCACCCCACCGCCUGUACCCCAGAUCACCGAGAAGCAGAUUCGUCAGAGGCAACAGGCCAGGAACUAUCACGAGGACGAGUACGAGCCAGCGUCCGAGAUCGAGAGCGACAGGCAGCAGCGAGUCUACAGAGGACAACCUUCCACGAUUGGUCAAGUUCAACGAGACAGGGAUGGUCUGAGGAGAAACGUGAUUUCCGAAAGAGAGAAGGAGAGCCUGGUGAGCACGCGUGCCCAACCGGAAGCCCAUUACAGGACGCAGGUACCAUCCUCGGAGUCGCCGAGGGUCGCCAAGAUCCUGGCCUCCACCGUCGCCCCUGUCAUCUCCAAGUCGUACUACAACGACCCGGACCAGAGUUAUCCGUAUUACACCAUCUACGACGAGGACGUGUCGAUUUACAAAGACGACGAUUACAACCAAUACACCGUGAAUCAAUCGGUACCCGUUCAGCCGAGUGUCAAGAUCAGCGAGGUGAGCGCGAAGCAGUACCAAAAGCCAAAAAAGGUCGCGGUGAACGAAGCGGACAAGUACAACCUGAACCAGGACGUCACGGUGCAGGACUACGAUAUCUACGAGAACCAGGCUCAGCUCAACAAGAACAAGUUCCGCAUUACCGAAGGCCAGUCGUUCAGACCGAACGUGCUCAGCCACCCAGUCGUCCACGUGACGACUCCAAAUGCCAUCGUGGACACGUUCAUCCCGUUGACGACGACCACGCAGCCUCCGACCACCACCAACAGGCCCUACACGGUCAAUGCACCCAGCCGAGGUCGUCCGCAGCAGAUCCAUCGUGGCACGGCACCACCGCGAUCGCGACCAACCUUGAAGCCGUCCACCGAGAUCGUGUCGAAAGCGCAGGAGUUCGUCGACAUCUACAGGUACCCUCCGACCAGGCCGGCGCCGAUUUACCCGACUCCUCAGGUCGACAAACCGGCGGCCAAGUGUCGCAAGGACGUCUGCUUACUUCCCGAUUGCUGCUGCGGCGGUGCAGACAUUCCAGGUGACUACCUUCCGGAGGAGAUACCGCAAAUCGUUCUCCUGACGUUCGACGAUUCCGUGAACGACCUGAACAAGGGUCUCUACGCCGACCUGUUCGAGAAAGGACGAAAAAAUCCAAACGGCUGUCCCAUCUCGGCCACGUUCUACGUCUCCCACGAGUGGACCGACUACAGCCAGGUCCAAAAUCUCUAUGCCUCCGGUCAUGAGAUUGCCUCCCACACGGUUUCGCACAGUUUCGGCGAGCAGUUCUCUCAGCGAAAGUGGGCGCGAGAAGUAGCCGGGCAGCGUGAAAUUCUCUCGGCCUAUGGAGGCGUGAAGCUGGAGGAUGUCAGGGGAAUGAGGGCGCCGUUCCUAUCGGUCGGCGGGAACAACAUGUUCAAAAUGUUAUGGGACACGAACUUCACGUACGACUCGUCGAUGCCGAUCUACGAGAACCGACCCCCCAGCUGGCCGUACACCUUGGACUACAAGCUCUUCCACGACUGCAUGAUUCCACCGUGCCCCACCAGAUCUUAUCCAGGCCUGUGGGAAGUUCCUAUGGUGAUGUGGCAGGACCUGAACGGAGGUAGAUGCUCGAUGGGCGACGCGUGCAGCAACCCGCCGACUGCUGACGGUGUUUACAAGAUGCUUAUCAAGAACUUCGAGAGACACUAUACGACCAACAGAGCGCCGUUCGGGUUGUUCUAUCACGCCGCCUGGUUCACGCAGCCGCACCACAAGGAGGGCUUCAUUUCGUUCCUAGACACCAUAGUCGCGAUGGACGACGUGUGGAUCGUGACGAACUGGCAGGCGAUUCAAUGGGUCAGAAAUCCUACGCCACUGCCGCUCUUACACACCUUCGAAUCCUUCGGGUGUAACUAUCCGGACCGGCCGAAGAAGUGCAACAACCCGAAGGUUUGCAAUCUUUGGCACAAGAGCGGAGUGAGGUACAUGAAGACUUGCCAGACGUGUCCGGACAUCUAUCCGUGGACGGGUAAGACCGGGAUACGAAGCAGUCGCAUCGACAACGACGUCGAUGCGCACGAAUGAACGAAAAGGGGAUCGGUGUUCCGUGCGAUCGAGGUCCACCCAGCCGAAGAGGAGUAGCAGCGCCAACGGAGGAGACGAGACGUUUUUACUGCGAUUCGAUUAAAAUCCCGUCCUCAUUUCUCCACUAGCCACAUCCCACGGAACGUAUCCAGGUCGAGUACGCCAACGAAAUCGACUCGAAAGCACUCCGCCACCUUUUCCCUUCUUCUUCAUUGGAAACGAGUCGCGAAGAAACCAGCAUCACGCGAUGGCUCUUCGACGACAUGUUCGGACAAAUGUAUCGGUCGAUUUAUCCAUACAAAGGCAUUCGAAUGCACGAUGGCUGAACGUUUCGAGGCUCUGCAUCCUUAUCAGCGAACGAAAAGAAAUUUCAGGUAUGCCCUGCAACGAGUCUGUCGUAUAUUAUAUUAAUAUACGCCGGAAGCUCGUGGUAGAAACUCUCGCGUUUCACGCAAACGAUUCGAGGUUACUUUGCUAAAAACGUAUUUAAUCGACUUUAGCUUGGCGGGUCAUAAUACCGGAUACCGGUGUUCUCUUGCACGAUUGUUGUCGAGGUUUUUCAUUAGGCAAUCAACGUAUCGGAUGUAUUCGUAAUUCGCACGAUCCAUUAGAUUCUUGCGAGAAUCGAGAACGAGCAUCGUUUCGUCUUGUCCUUCCCUCUACUCUCGCUCCCUUUUCUCUCCCCCUGUUCGUCCUCUUCCACUCUUCGCCAGUCAUUCUUCUCGUUUUAACUCGAAGCUUGUAUCCUUGGCGUACUCGGCCAAAUCCGAUAGACGAAUUAACUAAUUGUAAAGUAUAUUAUCGUGGAUGUGCAAACGCAAACAAAAGCCGGAAUCGUCUGUCGCGAGAGGUUUCCUGAAAUCGAACUGGAGGUUCAGCACGCGCGGAGGUCGCCUUGCAGACGAGAGAAACAAACCGUGAGAACGAGUGUUCAUCUUGAACCGAUUAUCGCGCACACGAGGGGAUCGUCGUGUAUACCUUUUAGAACCUGAAACUGUAAUACGCCUUUAAUCAAUAAAUAUUUCGCUACAAUUCCUACC